Molecule: messenger RNA, 1546 nt
Organism: Argentina anserina (silverweed cinquefoil)
Lineage: Eukaryota; Viridiplantae; Streptophyta; Magnoliopsida; Rosales; Rosaceae
Product: chorismate synthase, chloroplastic
Exons: 13
Coding region: 149-1462 (437 amino acids)
Biological process (GO): aromatic amino acid biosynthetic process; chorismate biosynthetic process
Cellular component (GO): cytosol
Molecular function (GO): chorismate synthase activity; FMN binding
Source: RefSeq, a predicted model, not a curated record
UGAAGUGAGCUGGUGGCACCUACCCCCUUCCUUUCUCUCCUUUUAUCUGAUUCCAAACAAAACACAUCACCCACCUUGUUCGCUUAUUUCUCUUUGUUCUUGUUGUUCUUGUUGUUGUUGGUCUGAGCUUUUGUUAGUUCCAACUUCAAUGGCUUCUUCGUCUCUCUCAUCCAAACCAUUUCUGGGUUCUGCUUCAAGGACCGAUUCCCUUUCUGGGUUCUGCUCCGAUCUCCGACACCUCUCCUCCGUUCAGUUCUCCGUCCGCCCUCGAACGGCUAAUAAGCUCCAGGUGCAAGCAGCUGGGAGUACUUUCGGGAACUACUUUCGUGUUACAACUUAUGGAGAGUCUCAUGGUGGUGGUGUUGGUUGUGUAAUUGAUGGAGUGCCUCCUCGGAGACCCUUGUCUGAAGCUGAUUUGCAAGCGGACCUCGACAGAAGGAGGCCAGGUCAGAGCCGAAUUACUACACCUAGGAAGGAAACCGACACAUGUAAAAUACUUUCAGGAGUCCAUGAAGGAUUAACUACGGGGACUCCAAUUCAUGUGUUCGUCCCGAAUACUGAUCAGAGAGGACGUGACUAUGAUGAAAUGUCGAUAGCUUAUAGGCCUUCGCAUGCAGAUCUCACAUAUGACAUGAAGUACGGUAUCAGAUCAGUGCAGGGUGGUGGUAGGUCUUCAGCUAGAGAAACAAUAGGAAGAGUUGCUGCAGGAGCAGUUGCCAAGAAAAUCCUUAAGGACUUCUCAGGAACUGAGGUUUUUGCCUAUGUUUCACAAGUUCACAAGGUUGUACUCCCAGAGGACUCGGUUGAUCAUUACACUCUGGCACUUGAUCAGAUAGAGAGUAAUAUAGUUAGGUGUCCAGAUCCUGAAUAUGCAGAGAAGAUGAUUGCUGCCAUUGAUGCUGUUAGAGUGAGAGGGGAAUCAAUUGGUGGUGUUGUCACGUGCAUAGUUAGAAAUUGCCCACGGGGUCUUGGUUCGCCUGUGUUUGACAAACUUGAAGCUGAACUUGCUAAAGCUUGCAUGUCAUUACCUGCAACAAAAGGAUUUGAAUUUGGAAGCGGGUUUGCAGGUACCUUUUUAACUGGGAGUGAACAUAAUGAUGAGUUCUAUGUGGAUGAACAAGGACGAGUGAGGACAAGAACAAACCGCUCUGGUGGGACACAGGGAGGAAUAUCUAAUGGGGAAAUCAUAAACAUGAGAAUAGCUUUCAAGCCAACAGCUACAAUUUCAAGGAAGCAAAAUACAGUGACUAGAGAUAAGAAGGAGACUGAACUAAUAGCCCGUGGUCGCCAUGAUCCUUGUGUUGUCCCGCGAGCGGUUCCAAUGGUUGAGGCUGGAGUAGCGCUAGUGCUCAUGGAUCAGUUAAUGGCUCAAUAUGCCCAGUGUCAUCUCUUUCCACACAAUCCAGAUGUACAAGAACCUCUCUCUGAAGUGAACUCCCUUCCAACAAUGUCUUUGUCAUAGUUUCGUUUUCAAUCUCUUGGAUUUUGAGGUUAUGAAACACGGUAUACCAUUUUCUUUUGGUAAUAAGGCAUGUGCAUGUUCAGA